This is a messenger RNA of Leguminivora glycinivorella, 2031 nucleotides long. Its product is annotated as sodium-coupled monocarboxylate transporter 1-like. Gene Ontology annotation, biological process: transmembrane transport; sodium ion transport. The transcript is spliced from 14 exons. Gene Ontology annotation, cellular component: membrane. The record is from RefSeq and is a predicted model, not a curated record. Gene Ontology annotation, molecular function: symporter activity. NCBI's taxonomy places the organism in Eukaryota, Metazoa, Arthropoda, Insecta, Lepidoptera, Tortricidae. Bases 154 to 1962 code for a protein of 602 amino acids.
CUUGUGGACUAGGACAUGAUAUCGGAAAAAUUUUUCACGAAUACAUACGUGGCGAAACAAUCAGAAGCUUUUUACUCCCAGCGACACGUGUCGGACUCGGUUACCCUCUAGUGAACAGUUUUAACCGUUAAAGGAGUUUUACGCAAAACAAAAAUGGGGCACCUUCAUGGAGAUUUAAAUGAGAUGGUGCAUCAAAUGCAAAGAUUUUCCUGGGUGGAUUACGUAGUGUUUGUGUUGAUGCUCGCGAUAAGUGCUCUAGUUGGUAUUUAUUGGGGUUUCAUGAAGAAGCAGACGACCCAGAGUGAUUAUCUGCUGGGCGGAAGGAAUAUGAAGGUCGUUCCUGUUGCUAUGUCCUUGGUGGCUAGUUUUGUGUCAGGAAUAACGCUCCUGGGAUCUCCGACUGAGGUGUACAUGUACGGAACGCAGUACGCAUUCAUCAUGUUUUCCAUUUUUCUGAUGUCCAUUGUGAUGACUCAGAUCUAUCUUCCCGUAUUCCACGAACUUAAAAUCACUUCCAACUAUGAGUACUUAUCAAUGAGAUUUGACAACAGGGUACGACUAUUUGGAUCGAUUUUAUUUACGUUUACUUUGAUAGGCUGGUUACCGAUUGUAGUUUACGUGCCUGCAUUGGCUUUCAACCAAGUUACUGGAGUUGACAUACAUAUUAUCACACCGAUCGUGUGCUUAGUCUGCAUAUUCUACACAAGUGCAGGUGGCCUGCAAGCUGUGGUAUGGACGGAUGUGAUCCAAAUAACUGCCAUGUUGGGAGCGAUGGCCUUGGUAGCCAUCAAGGGUACCCUCGACGUGGGUGGAUUUGGAGUCGUAUGGCAACGCAAUAUGGACUCCGGGAGGAUAGAAUUACCUAAUUGGGACCCCAGCCCCACGGCGCGGCAUACAAUAUGGAACCUUGUGUUCGGCGGGGUGAUUUACUGGUUACAAGCCAAUUCAGUCAGCCAAGCCAUGGUUCAGCGGUACUUGGCGCUGCCGACUCUACGUGGAGCUAAAUGUGCAGUAAUACUGUUCUGCAUCGGUAUAUCCACUAUUUACUGCUUUUGCCUGUACUGUGGGUUACUCAUCUACGCGAGAUUCCAUGACUGCGAUCCACUAACGACCAAGUUGGCGAAACAGAAGGAUCAACUACUGCCACUGCUUGUCAUGGAUGUCCUCGGUGAUAUCCCUGGAUUGCCCGGUGUCUUUGUGGCUGGCAUAUUCAGCGCUGCUUUGAGUUCUUUAUCUACAAGUCUGAACUCAAUGUCAGCGGUGGUACUAGAAGACUUCUACAAACCAUUUUUCAAGAAGCAACUCACGGACAGACAAACCAACUGGCUGAUGAGGGGAGUCGUUGUGUUGUUGGGCUUAGUAAGUUUAGCCUUAGUAUUUGUCGUGGAGAAGAUGGGGACCAUUCUGCAACUGACAAUGACCUUGGAAUCAAUGACCAUGGGCCCAUUGCUGGGCGUGUUCACCAUGGGCAUUCUGAUGCCGUGGGUAGAUGCCUCUGGAGCGCUGACAGGCGGCGCCAGUGGUAUAGCGACGAUGGCGACCUGGUGUUUGUCUGCACAGUUCGCCAUCGCCCGAGGAGCUAUAACACACAAACACAAACCUCUCACGACGGCGGGGUGUGCCUAUAAUUACACUAUCACUGCCGUCCCGGACGUCCCUGUUAAUGUUGACGAAGUAAACCCCAUUCUCCGCGUAUCCUACAUGUGGUACACCCUCGCCGGUUUGUUAGUCACCGUCGCUGUAGGCGCGUCAGUGUCGCGUGUGAACCGCGCGUGUGGCGCAGCGUACGUACCCCCGGCGCCGAAGCUUUUGGCCCCGCAGUUGAGGAGACUGUAUAAGGACCCGCCACAUCCGAGUGAAGAACCGUACAUAAAGGCUUUUGGAAAUAAUAAGGAAGCCAAUCAAGUGAAUUCGUCCUCUAUAAAUAUGAAGCCCAUCUCUGAGUGUGAAGAAGUGAGUUGAGUCUGUAAGUGAUUCUGUAUUAUUUAUAAGGAUUAAUUUGUAAUAAAUUAUUUCUACAUUUUUUGUUUA